Molecule: messenger RNA, 333 nt
Organism: Plasmopara halstedii
Lineage: Eukaryota; Oomycota; Peronosporomycetes; Peronosporales; Peronosporaceae
Product: Transcription termination and cleavage factor C-terminal domain
Exons: 4
Coding region: 1-333 (110 amino acids)
Biological process (GO): mRNA 3'-end processing
Source: RefSeq, a predicted model, not a curated record
AUGACUUUGACCUACGCAGCAUUUGUUGGCGAUGGAAGCGAAUGCAACAAGACGGAGACACGGCGACUACUUCAGGAUCAGCCAGAAUUCGCACGCGCCGUGGCUCAGGCGCAACUCCGGCUUGGGAUGAUUAAAGAGCACACAGCGUCGGCUCCUGGUCCUGCUAAUGGCAUCGGCGUGUCGAACGAUUUAAUGGAAAAACUGGACCCGGAGCAGCAAGAACUGCUGGAGCAGGUGCAGAACUUAGCACCUGAAAUUAUCCAAUCCCUCCCACCGGCGGAGCGGCGGCAGAUCAUGGAGCUUCGAGAAGCAAUGGGACUUCCGCCACUAUAG